This is a messenger RNA of Ectocarpus sp. CCAP 1310/34, 1328 nucleotides long. Lineage: Eukaryota; Phaeophyceae; Ectocarpales; Ectocarpaceae. The record is from the annotation of a GenBank genome assembly.
GAACGAUAUCGGCGGACGCUGGAGGGCCUUACCGAGAGAGAGCAACGCUCAGCAGGAGGUCUGUGGCGGGGUGUCGGGGGGCCGGUUGCUCUGUCCGCGUGAGGCAAGUGGGUCCCGGCCGGAGUGCAAAGCCUUUGUUCUUUGGGGUUGCGCGUGAGAGUGGUGGCACCGCUCCUGUCCUGCUGCGAGCUGUAAGAUCAGCAGCCAGCAGCCGACAAGAUGAACAUCUUCCGGCUGGCCGGCGACAUGUCGCACACCGCCAGCAUCUUGAUGCUGCUGCUCAAGCUGAGGGCGUCAAAGAGCGCCGCAGGGAUCUCGCUGAAGACGCAGGAGCUUUUUCUCGUAGUGUUCUUGACCCGAUAUGUUGACCUCUUCUUCAGGUUCAUUAGCUGCAUCAUGAAGGUGCUCUACAUCACUCUCACCAGCCUCAUCAUCUACAUGAUUCGAGAGCACGUUCCCACCAAGGCGACCUACGACAAGUCGCAGGAUUCGUUCCUACACUGGCAGUUUGCGGUGGCACCAUGCGCGGUGCUGGCGCUGCUUAUCCAUUCCUGGAGCUGGUGGACUGAAUCGAAGCCGUCCUUCUCCUUCAUCAAUUACUUUUGGACAUUUUCGGAGGUGCUGGAACCAUUCGCGAUUGUCCCUCAGCUCAUGGUUCUGCAGCGGUACAGAGAGGUGGAGAACUUAACAGGGCACUACGUCUUCCUGUUGGGGGCCUAUAGGUCACUCUACCUUGUCAACUGGGUGUACCGUGCCCACUACGAGGACGGGUACCAGCACAACGUCUUGGUGUACAUUGCCGGCCUUGUUCAGUCCCUGCUCUACGCAGACUUCUUCUACUACUAUGCCAUCAGCAAAUAUUACGGCGGCCGCAUGUCUCUGCCGGCUUGAUCUUGGUCAACCAUUGGAGCGGGAUUUUUGUCAAGCUGACACUGCGACAACAACGGCGACCACAGCGAAGCGUCCUCGACAGGACGAGCGCGAAGCCCGGCUUUUUCUCAAGCGGACACAAGACCUUUUGUAGUGCGCAGGGCUGCUGUGGCCAGAGUACCCGAAACGUCGGCCGAGGCGGGUGGCACCCCUGCCCCGCUCGGGUUUCCGUUCAGUCGUUGGUUGCGCCUGUUUCUAGGCGAAGCGUUCUCGUGUGCACCACGACUGCGCUCAUGCUAGCCUUUUUCGCUUCCUCCCUUCUCCCCCUCACUCCCCCAGCGGUUGAUGGUGAGGAUAAUUUUGUCGAUAGAAGCUCCUCCGACAUGGGUUAGUACUGCUUCUCGCCAAGGUGUGUCAAGGCAUCAAGAGGGGGGCGAGGGAGACGUGUAAAGUGGUGA